CUCCACAAGCUUCUCGUCAACUCUAGUUUGAUUCAGAUUUCAGACACCACGUUAUGAUGUUUUCCAAACCCGUUUCAGCUUCUUGUUCUUUUUCUCUUGCAGCAAAGCAAGGGCAUGCUCUCAUGUUGACUUCUUUUUCUUCUUCUAAUCUGAAUUUGAGGACCAAAAUGAAAAGUUUCAAAGUUUCUGCUUCUGGGGAUGCAGAUAAUAUGGUAGUCACAAGUUUGGUGUUUCAGCCAUUUGAAGAGGUCAAGAAGGAGGAUCUUGAAAUUCCUGUUGAUCCUCAAGUUUCGCUUGCCAGGCAGAAGUAUUCCGAGGAGUGUGAAACAGCAAUAAAUGAGCAGAUCAAUGUUGAAUACAAUGUUUCUUAUGCGUACCACGCCAUGUACGCAUAUUUCGACCGAGAUAAUAUUGCUCUCAGGGGCCUGGCUAAAUUUUUCAAGGAGUCGAGUGAAGAAGAAAGAGAACAAGCGGAAAAGCUGAUGGAAUAUCAGAACAUACGUGGAGGGAGGGUAAAGCUACACUCAAUUCUGAUGCCACUCUCGGAGUUUGACCAUGCAGAGAAAGGAGAUGCAUUGUAUGCCAUGGAAUUAGCAUUGUCCCUGGAAAAGUUGACAAAUGAAAAGCUUCUGAGUCUGAACAGUGUUGCAGACCGAAUGAAUGAUCCCCAACUUGCAGAUUUUAUCGAGAGAGAAUUUUUAGCUGCGCAGGUGGAAACCAUUAAUAAGAUAGCGAAAUUCGUCGCCCAAUUAAGAAUGGUUGGAAAAGGCCACGGAGUGUGGCACUUCGAUCAAAUGCUCCUCCACGAGGGUGAUGCUGCAUGAUGAAUAAACAGGGUGCUAAUUUUGGCAGUACCCCUUACUGCCGAAAUUCUGGAAUGCUUCUUUUUCCUCACAAUUACAAUAUGUAGAGAAUAAUGAACUAAAAAGAAAAAGUAAUAUGUAAAAGUUAGUACUCAAUAGAAAGCCGCCUUGCUUUCGCAUAUCGCUCGUCAAAAUUCUGAAUAGUAAUACUGAUGGGACAUGGAGUUUAUCCAUGAGGGGUGUUGUGUGAGUGAUGUAAUAGUCUUAAGAAGCAUAGAAUCAACUCAUGUCAACUCAUCCUCUUGUUGUAUAAAUAAUUUAAGUUAUGAAAUCAGGUUAAAGUCCUUUUCAAAAA
Mangifera indica (mango) is the source of this 1158-nucleotide messenger RNA. RefSeq names its product ferritin-3, chloroplastic-like. Gene Ontology annotation, biological process: intracellular iron ion homeostasis; iron ion transport. The record is from RefSeq and is a predicted model, not a curated record. Gene Ontology annotation, molecular function: ferrous iron binding; ferric iron binding. The transcript has 8 exons. Lineage: Eukaryota; Viridiplantae; Streptophyta; Magnoliopsida; Sapindales; Anacardiaceae. The coding region runs from base 54 to 824 and encodes 256 amino acids. Gene Ontology annotation, cellular component: cytoplasm.